This is a messenger RNA of Coregonus sp. 'balchen', 36798 nucleotides long. NCBI's taxonomy places the organism in Eukaryota, Metazoa, Chordata, Actinopteri, Salmoniformes, Salmonidae. The record is from the annotation of a GenBank genome assembly.
AUGGCUACUCUUUUCGUCGACUACAAUAGAAAAUUCAACAACAUACCUCAUCCUCUGGUGAAGAUGGCAUGUUGCUUUCAGUCUUCCCAUGCUUCACGUGCCGAACAAGCCAGGGAAGCUGCAGCAAAAUUUCUGGAGUAGCCUUUCCACCGUUACCUCCACUGCAGUCCUCUGUUUUUUUCUUUGCCUUGAGGAACUUUUUUUUUUCUUUUUUUUUUGUCAUUUAGCAGACGCUCUUAUCCAGAGCGACUUACAGUUAGUGAGUGCAUACAUUUUUCAUACUGGCCUCCUGUGGGAAACGAACCCACAACCCUAGCGUUGCAAGCACCAUGCUCUACCAACUUGUCGCAAACCCUACCCCACUUUUUACAACAAGUGGUUGGGUCGGACCUCAGCGUCUCCGCAAUCUCCCUCCAUUAAUUGGCCUUUACAUGCUGGUCUUAAUGUAAUGCAUGGCUAGAAUCGUAGAGGUGCAGGUACUUCUGUACCUCCUCGGUCAAUCGAUGCUCGAAGUUGUCGUUCGCCAUGUUGAAUGCAUACUGAGUUUUGGGCUGAAUCGUGAAGAAGAAACCCUCGUCACCCCUACAGUUGACCAAUCACAGGUGAAGGAGCGUAGACUUCGGCUACCGAAAUUAGUCUUGCCUCUAAAAAAUGAUUUGUGUGCACGAACAGUCGAAAAAACCCUUGCCAAAAUGUUGUCAUAAUAUCUACACAAACUGUUUCGGAAGGGAAGCAUGCGGCCGCCUUUAGCCAAGAUAGGUUUUCAACUGACUUGCUUUAGUGUGUAGGGCGCUGUCCAUGGUGCAGAUAGAGAUUGGAGAUUUUGCACCAACCUGUCACUUCUUGGUCAAAAGCACUCAAUGGUCUUGUAGCCUAUUGGUUUUCAUGGUUGUAAAUGGAAUUGUACGUAUUGGAAACGUGUUUAUGGUAGGCUGGCAUUGCUUAAUUGAUUACGUGGGUUGAAUUUGUUCCACAGAAGUGUAUUGUGCCAUAUCACAACGUGUUGCUGUACUCAUGAGUGGCAUGAUUUUCCAAGUUUGAAGCCGGCCUAUAGGCAAAUUUGUUUGGCAAAAUAGCUGUGCAUGGCUACAUCUCACAGUAGUAUACUGUAGGCUAUGUUCUGGUUAUUUGGAUCUCCAUUCGCCUUUUGUUUACUGCGUUUGUUUAAUGUUAAUGUAACUAACCUAAAUAUAGAUUGUCACGCCUUUAUCAAUCUGAUAUUUUGUUUACUAGGCCUUCUUGGUACCGAUGUUUUGUUCUGUUCGCAUUCAUUCGUUCGCUUUCGCAGUUGUGUCUUUAUUCUAAGCCAAACUGCUAUUCAGUAUUUUUGUUUGCAUGCAUGAAUAACUAUGCUACUGCUUUCAGCAUUUAGUUUGCAUUAUUUUGGUAAGAUAGCUGUGUGUACGGCUGCAUUCACAUAGGCUGUUUGUAAUAAGGGAAUUACCUUAUCUAUCUUGUAGCCUAUAUUCAUUACCAAAACGGCCUUGCAUUAGUGUGUAGGGCGCUGUCCAUUGUGCUGAUACAGCUCAGCGAAGAUGUCACACGCCAGCCUGUCACUUCAAAAGCACUCAAUCAAUGGUCUCAGCGUCUAGGCAUUUAAACUUUAUGUUUAUUGUGGUAUAGCGAGAUAUAAGCAGAAUUCAAUAUAAUUCCGAUGCAAGAACCCCCCCAAAAUUGUCCCCCCUCACCAAUUUCAACUGCCCCCUUAGUCACUUUAUCCUGGUGCCAGGUGUGCUGCACUGGGAGUCUGGGAGUCAUGUUUAGCUCCCCAGUCAUGCGGCACAGAAAUUAACACACUUGAAUAAUGCGACACGGCAUGUAGAAAUGUUGAAACUGUUCAUUACUGUUCGCAAAACAAUGUCCAUACAGGAUAGAAAACUUUACAAUGCGAGAAGAUACUGGUAGCUUCCUGCUUUGUAGGCUAACUUUCCUUGCUAGCUUACAGCUGAAGCUAAUAUCAAUUCACUACCCUAGUACUUUGUUUUUGAUAAUAUGCAAACCAUAUGAUCAAACCACCUGAUUUCAAUGCUGAUUGCCACCAAAACUUUAUUAAUUCACUUAAUCGGUCUAUCUCUCACGUCUCUCCCAAAGAUGAUCUAUUGCCUCAGCGAACUGACUGUGUGUGUGAAUAGGGCUCCGACUGAGGCCGCCAUCUCUUGCCUCAUGAAUGACAUCAUUACAGGUUAAAGAGGCAGCACACACUUUUAUAAAAUAAGCUACUUAUAUGCAAAUGUUGUUGAUCAGUACAAUAAAAUAAGUCUCAAAUGGAAGGGAAACAGAUUGUUUGUCAUCUGUAGCCCCAUGAAAUCAGCCAAAACAAGCUCAAUAACUAAAUGCAUGCAACACACCUAUUGAAUAUGCAUUUACCUGUAUUGUGAAUAGGCCUAAGCUACAUCUUGAUUUACCCAGUUUAUCAAUAGAGAUUUACCAUUCAAAAAAAUUAUUACCGUUAUGUUGUUAGAUUGGUAAAAACAAAGUCAAAUUGAUUGUAUGAUUGUAUCAUUGAUUCAUUAAUACACACAUGGCUGUCUCUGAACAUUUUUGACGUAAAACAUUUGAAUGUAAUGAUAUUGAACUCAUAAGAUGCCCAACGAUUGAACAGAGCAGUAGCUGAGUUUAUCUGUCUGGAUUUAAGUGCUAUUCUGUGACUUUGGCUAAUAUGCCUUCUUUUUUUCAGCGGUAUCAUUUUGGUAUCGAGUAUCAUGAUACUAAACCUGGUAACUUAUCGGUAUCGAAGUCUAAAUGUUGGUAUCGUGACAACUCUAGUGUGUGUUUGUGUGUAUGUGUGUCUGCAUGUGUGGGAUAUUUUCUGUGUGUAGAGCAUCUGCUCUGGCUUAGUGUCACACUUACCACUACAUAAGAGGAACAAUCAGCACAUAAUCGCCGUAAUAAUCACUGUAAUUGCCUUCCUAAAGCGAUGCUCUUAUAGCUAUUCACCACGCACGCACGCACGCGCACACACACACACACACACACACACACACACACACACACACACACACACACACAGUCAUUAAUGGUAAUGACAGGCAUUAGACAUAUGCUUUGUAUAGCAUGUAAAUGUGACUGUGUUGUUCAGCAGGGGACCCUCUCCAUUCUGUUGUAAUAACACACUCUGAGAUCGAGUCAUCUCUGUAGGAUAAAGAUUAAUUCAUGCUAAUAAUCACACAUUUUAAUACCAAGCAUAUCACUCACAUUCUAAGAGUUACGCUUUUAAAUGUAUGAGCAAGCCUUGUGUAGCACUGUGCAUUACAUCCAUGGUUGCCUUAAAUAAGUAAUGUAAACAGAACUCUCUCAAGCUCAGUGGGAAAGGGAAGAAGACACCUUGAAUAAGGCAGUUUUUCCAAAGAUGGCUUAUUUUAUUGGACACUGUUUGAACUGGUUUAAAUACCUUGUUUACAUCGUCUUUGAGCUGAAGAUGCAGGCACUCAUGCACGCACGCACGCACACACACACACAUAGAGAUACACUACAUGACCAAAAGUAUGUGGACACCUACUCGUCCAACAUCUCAUUCUAAAAUCAUGGGCAUUAAUAUGGAAUUGGUCCCCCCUUUGCUGCUAUAACAGCCUCCACUUUUCUGGGAAGGCUUUCCACUAGAUGUUGGAACAUGGCAACGGGGACUUGCUUCCAUUCAGCCACAAGAGCAUUAGUGAGGUUGGGCACUGAUAUUGGGCGAUUGGGCCUGGCUUACAGUCGGCGUUCCAAUUCAUCCCAAAGGUGUUCGAUGGGGUUGAGGUCAAGUUCUUCCACACCGAUCUCGACAAACCAUUUCUGAAUGGACCAGGCUUUGUACACGGGAGCAUUGUCAUACUGAAAUAGGAAAGGGCCUUCCACAAACUGUUGCCACCAAGUUGGAAGCACAGAAUUGUCUAGAAUGUCAUUGUAUGCUGUAGCGUUAAGAUGUCACUUCACUUCACUGGAACUAAGGGGCCUAGCCCGAACCAUGAAAAACAGCCCCAGACCAUUAUUCCUCCUCCACCAAACUUUACAGUUGGCACUAUGCAUUGGGGCAAGUAGCAUUCUCCUGGCAUCCGCCAAACCCAGAUUUGUCCAUCGGACUGCCAGAUGGUGAAGCGUGAUUCAUCACUCCAGAGAACGAAUUUCCACUGCUCCAGAGUUCAAUGGCGCGAGCUUUACACCACUGCAGCCGACGCUUGGCAUUGUGCUGCUGGUCGUUCUCUGGAAGCUCCAAACGAACAGUUCUUGUGCUGACAUUGCUUCCAGAGGUAGUUUGGAACUCGGGUAAUGAGUGUUCUAACCGAGGACAGACUAUUUUUACGCGCUACGUGCUUCAGCACUCGGCGGUCAUGUUCUGUGAGCUUGUGUGGCCUACCACUUCGCGGCUGAGCCGUUGUUGCUCCUAGACGUUUCCAGUUCACAAUAACAGCACUUACAGUUGGCCGGAGCAGCGCUAGCAUAGCAGAAAUUUGACAAACUGACAUGUUGGAAAGGCGGCAUCCUAUGACGGUGCCACGUUGAAAGUCACUGAGCUCUUCAGUAAGGCCAUUCUAGUACCAAUGUUUGUCAAUGUAGAUUGCAUGACUGUGUGCUCAAUUUUAUACACCUGUCAGCAACGGGUGUGGCUGAAAUAGCCAAAUCCACUAACUUGAAGGGGUGUCCACAUACUAGUAUUCAGUGCAUUCGAAAAGUAUUCAGACCCUUUUAAUUUUUACACAUUUUGUUACGUUACAGCUUUAUUCUAAAAUGGAUUAAAUAAAUAAAAAAUCCCCAUCAAUCUAGACACAAUACCCCAUAAUGACAAAGCGAAAACAGGCUUUUAGAGAUUUUUGCAAAUGUAUUAAAAAUAAAAAAACAUACCUUAUUUACAUAAGUAUUCGGACCCUUUGCUAUGAGACUUGAAAUUGAGCUCCGGUGCAUCCUGUUUCCAUUGAUCAUCCUUGAGAUGUUUCAACAACUUAAUUGUAGUCCACCUGUGGUCAAUUCAAUUGAUUGGACAUGAUUUGGAAAGGCACACACCUGUCUAUACAGUGGCUUGCGAAAGUAUUCCCCCCCCCUGGCAUUUUUCCUAUUUUGUUGCCUUACGUUUGUAUCAUUUGAUUUACACAACAUGCCUACCACUUUGAAGAUGCAAAAUAUUUUUUACUGUGAAACAAACAAGAAAUAAGACAAAAAAACUGAACUUGAGCGUGCAUAACUAUUCACCCCCCCCAAAGUCAAUACUUUGUAGAGCCACCUUUUGCAGCAAUUACAGCUGCAAGUCUCUUGGGGUAUGUCUUUAUAAGCUUGGCACAUCUAGCCACUGGGAUAUUUGCCCAUUCUUCAAGGCAAAACUGCUCCAGCUCCUUCAAGUUGGAUGGGUUCCGCUGGUGUACAGCAAUCUUUAAGUCAUACCACAGAUUCUCAAUUGGAAUGAGGUCUGGGCUUUGACUAGGCCAUUCCAAGACAUUUAAAUGUUUCCCCUUAAACCACUCGAGUGUUGCUUUAGCAGUAUGCUUAGGGUCAUUGUCCUGCUGGAAUGUGAACCUCCUUCCCAGUCUCAAAUCUCUGGAAGACUGAAACAGGUUUCCCUCAAGAAUUUCCCUGUAUUUAGCGCCAUCCAUCAUUCCUUAAAUUCUGACCAGUUUCCACCACCAUGCUUCACUGUGGGGAUGGUGUUCUCGGGGUGAUGAGAGGUGUUGGGUUUGCGCCAGACAUAGCGUUUUCCUUGAUGGCCAAAAAGCUCAAUUUUAGUCUUAUCUGACCAGAGUACCUUCUUCCAUAUGUUUGGGGAGUCUCCCACAUGCCUUUUGGCGAACACAAAACGUGUUUGCUUAUUUUUUUCUUUAAGCAAUGGCUUUUUCCUGACCACUUUUCCAUAAAGCCCAGCUCUGUGGAGUGUAUGGCUUAAAGUGGUCCUAUGGACAUAUACGCCAAUCUCUGCUGUGGAGCUUUUCAGCUCCUUCAGGGUUAUCUUUGGUCUCUUUGUUGCCUCUCUGAUUAAUGCCGUCCUUGCCUGGUCGGUGAGUUUUGGUGCCAUAUUCUUUCCAUUUUUAAAUAAUGGAUUUAAUGGUGCUCUGUGGGAUGUUCAAAGUUUCUGAUAUUUUUUUUUAACCCAACCCUGAUCUGUACUUCUCCACAACUUUGUCCCUGACCUGUUUGGAGAGCUCCUUGGUCUUCAUGGUGCCGCUUGCUUGGUGGUGCCCCUUGCUUAGUGGUGUUGCAGACUCUUGGGCCUUUCAGAACAGGUGUAUAUAUACUGAGAUCAUGUGACAGAUCAUGUGACACUUAGAUUGCACACAGUUCAACUUUAUUUAUCUAAAUAUGUGACUUCUGAAGGUAAUUGGUUGCACCAGAUCUUAUUUCGGGGCUUCAUAGCAAAGGGGGUGAAUACAUAUGCACGCACCAUUUUUCCGUUAUUAAUUUUUUAGAAUUCUUUGAAACAAGUUAUUUUUUUAUUUUCACUUCACCAAUUUGGACUAUUUUGUGUAUGUCCAUUACAUGAAAUCCAAAUAAAAAUCCAUUUAAAUUACAGGUUGUAAUGCAACAAAAUAGGAAAAACGCCAAGGGGGAUGACUACUUUUGCAAGGCACUGUAUAAGGUCCCACAGUUGACAGUGUAUGUCAGAGCAAAAACUAAGCCAUUAGGUCGAAGGAAUUGUCCGUAGAGCUCCAAGACAGGAUUGUGUCAAGGCACAGAUCUGGGGAAGGGUACCAAAAAAUGUCUGCAGCAUGGAAGGUCCCCAAGAACACAGUGGCCUCCAUCACUCUUAAAUGGAAGAAGUUUGGAACCACCAAGACUCUUCCUAGAGCUGGCCGCCCAGCCAAACUGAGCAAUCGGGGGUCACUCUGACAGAGCUCCAGAGUUCCUCUGUGGAGAUGGGAGAACCUUCCAGAAGGACAACCAUCUCUGCAGCACUUCACCAAUCAGGUCUUUAUGGUAGAUUGGCCAGAUGGAAGCCACUCCUCAGUAAAAGGCAGUAACUGUCUCUUCACAGUCCCCAAAUCAAGAACAGACUAUGGGAGGCGCACAGUACUACAUAGAACCAUGACUGCAUGGAACUCUAUUCCACAUCAAGUAACUCAUGCCAGCAGUAAAAUUAGAUUUAAAAAACAGAUAAAAAUACACGUUAUGGAACAGCGGGGACUGUGAAGCAACACAAACAUAGACACAUGCAUACAAACACACGAUAACAAACGCACUAUACACACAUGUACACAUGGAUUUUGUGUUAUAGAUAUGUGGUAGGAGAGUAGAGGCCUGAGGGCACACACUUAAUAUGUUGUGAAAUCUGUUAUGAAUGUAUUGUAAUGUUUUUCAAAUGUAUAACUGCCUUAAUGUUGCUGUAUCCCAGGCAGGACCCCUUGGCAGCAGCUAAUGGGGAUCCAUAAUAAAUACAAAUACAAAUACAGCCCACUUGGAGUUUGCCAAAAGGCACCUAAAGCACUCUCAGACCAUGUGAAACAAGAUUCUCUGGUCUGAUGAAACCAAGAUUGAACUCUUUGGCCUGAAUGAAUGCCAAGCGUCACGUCAGGAGGAAACCUGGCACCAUCCCUACGGUGACGCAUGGUGGUGGCAGCUUCAUGCUGUAUGGAUGUUUUUGAGCGGCAGGGACUGGGAGACUAGUCAGGAUCGAGGGAAAGAUAUACGGAGCAAAGUACAGAGAGAUACUUGAUGAAAACCUGCUCCAGAGUGCUCAGGAUCUUAGACUGGGGCGAAGGUUCACCUUCCAACAGGACAAUGACCCUAAGCACACAGCCAAGACAAUGCAGGAGUGGCGUUGGGACAAGUCUCUGAAUGUCCUUGAGUGGCCCAGCCAGAGCCUGGACUUGAACCUGAUCAAACAUUUCUGGAGAGACCUGAAAAUAGCUGUGCAGUGACACUCACCAUCCAACCAAACAGAGCUUGAGAGGAUCUGCUGAGAAGAAUGGGAGAAACUCCCCAAAUACAGGUGUGCCAAGCUUGUAGCGUCAUACCCAAGAAGACUCAAGACUGUAAUCGCUGCCAAAGGUGCUUCAACAAAGUACUGAGUAAAGGGUCUGAAUACUUAUGUAAAUGUGGUAUUUCAGUUAUUUUUUAAAUAAAUGUGCUAAAAAAUCAAAAAACCUUUUGUUGCUUUGUCAUUAUGGGGUAUUGUGUUUGUAUAUUGAUGAGGAAAAAACUAACAAUUUAAUUCAUUUUAGAAUAAGGCUGUAACAUAACAAAAUGUGGAAAAAGUCAAGGGGUCUGAGUACUUUCAGAAUGCACUGUAUAUAGUGUAUAUAUAUACACACACACACACACACGUUAUGUUCUUCUAUCCUCGUGGGGACCUAAAAUUAAUUUCCAUUCAAAAUCCUAUUUUCUCUAAUCCCUAGCCCUAACCCUAACAUAAACUAACUCCUAACCCUACACCUAACCACUAACCCCUUACCUUUACCCUAACCCUAAUUCUAACCCUAACCCUAAUUGUAACACUAAACCUAACCCCUAAGCGUUUGUACUCAUGGGGACGUGGGCACAAGGGAUAAUUUUCCUUGUUUUACUAUCCUUGUGGGGACUUUCAGGGAUUUUAGGUCCCCACAAGGAUAAAAGAACCAACCCACACACACACACACACAAACACACACACACACACAAACAUAGAGAGUUCCACAGACUGUCCCACCUUGAGCCUCCCAAUGCCUCCCCUUCUCCCCCCUGCUGUGUCUCUCCUCCAGAUGAAUGGAGGUCUUUAUUCCCCAGAGAACUGGUGGGAAGAAGGAGAAAAUGAGAGAGGUGGGAGGAAGGGAAGGGGUCUGUGAGAGUAGCCACAAGAUCAACACUAUUACAGCUUCUCUUUUCUCCCUCGUUUUUUUCCCUCUCUUUCUCUCCUCCACCUCCCUCUCUCCCCCGCUUUAAGUGCGGCGGACACAAAGGCGUUAGUAUUCAUGGUGUUUGUUUGCUGAGGAGCUGUGUGUGUGUGUGUGUGUGUGUGUGUGUGUGCUAGAGUGUGGUUCCCACAGGGGGAGAAUGGUCCUCUCCAGAACAGAGAAAGAAAAUGAGGGCUUAGAUAGGAGAGGGGGACACGAUGGCAGCUAAGGGGAGGGAGGGAGAGAGGGAAAGAGAGAGACGGAGAGAGAGAGAGACGGAGAGAGAGAGGGAAAACUGCUUGUGUGAUCAUAUCAAUCACUGUGUUUUGGAGGGAACUGAUAAUAAGAGGGUCUGGGGUCUUCGUUUUCUUUUUUUCCUUCUGUUCCUCUCUUUCCAUCCCUUCCCCUACUCUUUCAUUCUUUUACUAAAUCAUCCCCCUCUCUCCUCUCUCGCUCCUCUCUCUCCCUCUUUUUCCCCCCUCCCUCUCUCUUUGUCUGUCUCUGGACAGCUGCCCAGUUCUUUACAGGGAAAAUGAAACACUCUAACCACCGGGCACACUGCCAAGUAAAAGGCUGCAAAAAAACUAUUUGAAGGGCAGUGAGUGUGUGUAUGUGUGUCUCUCUGUGUGUGUGUUUGUUUGUGCGUUCAGUUUGUGUGUAUGUGCUUAUGUGCUUGUGUGCUUGUGUGUGUGUGUGUGUGUUUUUGUUUAGCUAUCCUUGUACCAGAGGUCCUCAUAAGGAUAGUAAAACAAGGAGUGUGGACAUUUGUGGGGACAUUUGCCUGUCCCCAUGAGGAAAAAUACUAUUUUCAGCUUAGGGGUUAGGUUUAGGGUUAGAAUUAGGGUUAGGGUUAGGAGUCACUUUUUAAAGUGAUUAUUUGACAAUCAGAUAAACUUCAUGACUGGUUGUGUUUCUGCCACAUUAAAAGUUAAUACAUGUUAAAAGUUAUAUGACAAUCUUGACUAGGCCUACUGGGCCUACAGAGAUCAUAUCAAAUUAAUAGGGAUUAUAGAUGUAUUCUAUGAUUAUAUCUAGGCUAUAACAUUUUUUAAAAUGUGCGCGCACACAUAGGGAGUACCGUACCGGUAAGUCUACUUUCACCACUGUGUACACUACAGUAAGACCUCAAUCUUCUGUUCUGUCCAGUACCUCUCCUAUACUGCUGUCUGCAGAGUGUUCUUGUUGUUACAGAGUAGAGCUAUCCUCUGUGGGUAGAAGUUGACCACAGGAAGUGCUCGAGGAUCAGCUUUCCCUCCUUGCAUUUGAACCGCAACCAUCAGCAGGGGGAACGAACUGACCUCACUGAUUAGCAGGUCUAUGCUGUUGUCCUUAGAUGUCAGAGGGGGUGUGUGUGUCUGUGCGUGUGUGUGUGUGUGUGUGUGUGUGUGUGUGUGUGUGUAUGUGUGUCUAUGUCUGUAUGUGUCUGUCUAUGUCUGUGUGUGUGUGUCUGUCUAUGUGUGUGUGUAUCUGUGUGUGUGUGUAUCUGUGUGUAUCUAUGUGUGUGUAUCUGUGUGUAUCUAUGUGUGUGUAUCUGUGUGUGUGUGUCUGUCUAUGUCUGUGUGUGUGUAUCUAUGUGUGUGUUUGUGUUAACCCUUGAGCCCAACUGAUAAAUCGGUUGGCCAAUAUUAUCGGCCGAUAUUAGCCUUUCACAUAAUUAUUUGUCGAUCAUUGUUGCACAGAUAAAGCGCCAAUAUUAUAUACAUAGAAUAAACAAAUACAGUGUCUUCAGAAAGUAUACACACCCUUGACAUUUUUAACAUUUUGUUGUUACAAAGUGGAAUUCAAAUGGAUUUAAUUGUAAUUCUUAGUCAACGAUCUACACAAACUACUUUGUAAUGUCAAAGUGGAAGAAAAAUUAUAGCAUUUGUCAAAAGUGUAUGAAAUAUUCAACACUAAUAUCUUGAUUAGAUAAGUAUUCAACGCCAUGGCAGCCUUUGGCAGAAUCACCUUUGGCAGUGAUUACAGCUGUGAGUAUUUCUGGAUAAGUAAGUCUCUAAGAGCUUUGCACACCUGGAUUGUACCAUAUUUGCAUAUUAUAAUUUUUUUAAUUCUUCAGGCUCUGUCAAGUUGGUUGUUGAUCAUUGCUAGACAGCCUUUUCAAGUCUUGCCAUAGAUUUUUAAGCCGAUUUAAGUCAAAACAUUAACUAGGCCACUCAGCAACAUUCAAUGUCAUCUUGGUAAGCAACUCCAGUGUAUAUUUGGCCUUGUGUUUUCAGUUAUUGUCCUGCUGAAAUGUGAAUUUGUCUCCCAAUUGUCUGUUGAAAAGCAGACUAAACCAGGUUUUCCUCUAGGAUUUUGCCUGUUCUUAGUUCUAUUCCGUUUCUUUUAAUCAUAAAAAACUCCCUAGUCCUUGCCGAUGACAAGCAUACCCAUUGUACGUUGGCGGUUGGUCAAUUUGCAGGGCUCUACAGUGCGAGCAUUACAUUCGCAUUUGUGAAUAAAAAUAGAGUCAAAAGUCAAGUAUGAGCAUAUGUGCGAGUUGCAAGUUCUAGCAGAAAAAUGCUGAAGUAGCUGUUUUCAAAGUAUUUCUGCUGUUUUGUUUCAUAGCUGCUAAACGCACAAAGAAAUAUGAAUCCUACCUCCCACCUCACACAGCAACAGCUUUGCGCACUGUGAGUGAAGCGCUGAUAGAUUCAUUUUUGGAGGCACUGGCACAGGCAUAAAAGUUGGUCUAAUUUACUUGAGUCAGCAAAGUGAGACUUUGUCCUCCUUUUUCUUGGCUAUUUACAUUGUUUUCUUCACAAGCUUGGUUGUUUUUCAAUGUUAGUUUGAAUCUGCUGCUUCAACUGAUAUCAUUGAGACGCUGUAGAUGCUGUCUACUACUAGUCACAUCCCAAAUCACACACACCGACACACUGAAACGACUCGAGUGGCCCCGUUAACCCCAGUAACCUCCCGCCCUUAAAGGGACAGCUGACAUUUUUUUCUCAUCUGAUAUUUUGGGUAAAAGACUCAGGUCACAAAUAAUGAAAUGAAAUUGAGCAAUAUACCACAUUACUUCUUACUAAUACAUUUCUUGUUUUAGAAACAUUACAAAGCAUGAUCAUCAUUUUUUUAAUGUAAUUAUGGUGAAAAAAUAUUUUGGCAGGUACCUGCCACAGUGGCUGGUGGAACAAAAAGUACAUUUUAGGCCUUGUUUGUAGUGACUGGGUGUAUUGAUACACCAUCCAAAGUGUAAUUAAUAACUUAACCAUGCUCUGGGAUAUUCAAUGUCUGUUUUUAGUUAUAAUUUUCUUCUCCCAUUUACCAAUAGGUGCCCUUCUUUGCGAGGCAUUGGAAAACCUCCCAGGUCUAUGUGGUUGAAUCUGUGUUUGAAAUUCACUUCUCGACUGAGGGACUUUACAGAUAAUUGUAUGUGUGGGGUACAGAGAUGAGGUAAUCAUUCAAAAAUCAUGUUAAACACUAUUAUUGCACACAGAAUGAGUCCAUUCAACUUAUGUGACUUGUUAAGCAAAAUGUUGUUCCUGAACUUAUUUACGCUUUCCAUAACAAAGGGGUUGAAAACUUAUUGACUCGACAUUUUAGCUUUUCAUUUUUUAUUUAAUUUGUAAACAUUUCGAAAAACGUAAUUCCACUUUGACAUUAUGGGGUAUUGUGUGUAGGCCAGUGACAAAAAUCUAAAUUUAAUCCAUUUACAAUUCAGUCUGUAACACAAUAAAAUGUGGAAAAAGUGAAGGGGUAGGGAAUACUUUCUGAAGGCACUGUACGUCUCUGCUCAUUGCGGUCAUUUUUAUAAAUGUUCAAUGGUUGCCUGAAGAGGGCGCUCUACGAGCUGCUCAUUGAACAUCAUUCAGCCCUAGGUCACAAUGUGAGAGAGAGUAGGCAUGGUGGUUUAAUGGUGAGUAGCUUGCCACAGCCAGCGUAUAUGAAUAACUAAAUAAUCAAAAGUAGACUUCACCAAGCAAGUAGCCCUGUCCUCAUCACAUUCUCACUUAGUUAACGUUAGCUGGCUAGCUAGCCAGCAAGGUAGUUAGCAUAGCUAGCUAGCUAGUUGAAAUCUGUGUUACUUAUGUGCUAACACUGGACUAGCGCCAACGUGAACACUCAUACUUGAUACAAAAAGAACACAGUUACUAUCUGGGCCAAUUAUGUUAGCUAGUGGGCUUAUUUAGUUAGUUUUCCGAAAAAUGCUAUCUACAAAAAGCAAGACAUUUGGCACAGAUCUAUCAUUAAGGCCAUUCAUGAUGAGAUAAGUAGCUAAUGUUAGCUAGCUAGCUAAAUUAGAAAGUGUGACUUAAACCAGUGCGGCAAGCGUUUUCCUGCAUAAAUGUUUUCAGUCAUUAGCGCAUGCCAUUUUCAGUUGAAAUGUAUAGCCAAUAAAUGUUUUUAUUGAGUACAUAUGGUUUCUGUAAGAAAACGUGGUCGUAAUGAACAACUAGCUUGUGCUUGUCAUAACGUACCCUCAUUGCACACGCCUUUUGCUCUUGGUAGGCCAUCAUUGUAAAUAGGAAUUUGUUCUUAAUUGAUUUGCCUAGUUAAAUAAAGGUUUAGGGCUGUCCCUGACUAAAAAAAUAUUGGUCGACCAAGAGUCGUCUGUUCUUUUGACCACUCGACUGGUCAAAAUUUUAAAACAUGUAUUUUUCCAUAUAUAGACACACCCUAUGUGUUUUAAUAAAAUCAACUAUAUGUAGGCUACUGAGCUUGUCUGAUGCUUUAAGCAUGCUGUGAUUAAAUAAGUAAGACACACAAAUGACUCGAGGGAGGCAGAGAUCAAGAUAGCCUAAAGAAAAAGAACUGUUCCCGAACCACCUCCUCCCACUGCUGCUGGCCUUCGCAGAUUCUGCCAUUAUGCUCCCGAAGUUGCCGGUAAUAGGCUACACCAGGGGUUGCAACCGUUUCCAUUUGGAGUGCCAAUUUAUCUUACCAUUUCUACCGAUCUGCGUGCCAGUUUUCGUGGAACAGUUCCAUUUAUUGUAUAAUAUAGUCUUCGUAUCUCAAUCAUUGUCGUGAUUAAUAAAAAUCUAAAAGUAACUUAUAUUGCCAUUUCCAACUAUGUAAGAAUAGCCUACAUAAAGCCAACAAAUAAAAACAUUGCAGCCUGCAGGUAGAAAAUAUCCUGAUAAAAAUAAAUCCCAUUGGAAAAUCAUGGUCUGCAAGGAACUUGAAACAUUGUAUCAACUAUCAACUUGGUCCAUCCCAAAGCUUGGGCAAACAAACUUACAACAUUGUAUAAAACAUUCUGGACCCUCAGAGUUUCAUGCAUUGGUGAGCUCCGGACAGACACAGCUGUAGGCUAUUUGCGCAAGGGAUAAGAAGCGAUCAGGUAGGCCUAUUUCCUGACUUUCCACCGGAUGAGAGCAUUACAUUUCUUUUGCCUUUCAUGCCGAGUGGUUAUUGAAAGGGAGAAAGCUGGAAAGAUUUUUCAAAUAGGCUACAUUUUCUCAAUGGAUGUAAAACAGACUUUGUUUACUUUCUGUUUGAGGUGAAGAAUAAAAUUACUUUGAGAAGCCCCACAGCUCAUUAGUGGUGGUGAGUUAAGACAAUCAGAAAUACUAUCAGAUCCCCAAAUGGGCACAUUUAUAAGCCUACAUUUGCGCACAGGCCAGGUAGCCUAGGCCUACUUCUAUGCGUAGUCAGGUGCGCAUCCUUACUCAACAUUGAAUAAUGUUGCUGAAGACAAUGAAUAAAUUGACAACUCGUAAAUAGAAUGAAAUAAACCAAAACUUGUCCCUCACAAGUGUAGCCUAGGUUGUACACUCUGCAAACAACGUGUCCACUCCGACAAUGAGAACUGUAAACGACUGUAAUAAUAAUAUAUUGAAUGCAUUAACUGAUUUACGAUAACCAAACAAACAUUGUAGAUUACUAAUUAUGGGAAUUAACAGUAAAUGUACUACUGGUGAUACUGGUGUGCCACCUCCGCAAUGGAUUAGUCCACUGAGAUAGGCAUCAAUCAAGACAUGCCAUAAAACAUUUUUUUUUGUUGCAACUGCUCGACUAAAAAAUUCUCGGUCGACCAACAGCCUAUCGACCAAACAAUCAACCAGUCGACUAAAUGGGGUCAGCCCUUUAAAGGUUAAAUAAAAAAAAAUUAUACAAAUUUGCGAGGUUUGUUUACAUGACCUUUCACUGUUGUAAACACUGUAGUAAAUCUACUUGACAAAUGCUGACGCUGACACCUAGUGGUGAUAUUACGAAUGGCAUGUUACUGCAUUUCAGUGCUUAUUUGUGAACUUGUGAACAGUGCAUUUUCAGAUUUACUAUUAAUUCACCCAGCCACCCCUUGUGGUGGUUUAGCACAACAGUUUUGCAUACUUCUUAUCCACUGCCAUAGAUAGACAUCUUUAAGUUGUACCUAAGAAGGUAAACUAAUCAAGUUUUACUGUCGUAUUUAUAGAGGAUAUAGUUGCUUUUUGGUGGAUAUCCUGUAAACCGCAAAUAAAAUGUUAAGGAAUCAUAAUUUAGAGUAUCUGUUAAUCCUUUGGAGCACAAUUUAUGAAAAAAAAAACGAAAUGGUGACUUUAGCCUCCGUAAAAUCGGUAUUGGACCCAAAAAUAUACCUACCUACCCCUUUCAUAUCUACACUGCCUAGGUGAUAGGGGUCGAUUUGGGAUGUGCAACAGUGUCACACACACACAGAGAGUGAGAGGCUGAUAAUAUAUGCCAUUUAUAAUAAUAAUAUAAUUGCUUUUAUCCAAAGCAACUUACAGUCAUGCGUGCAUACAUUUUACGUAUGGGUGGUCCCGGGAAUCGAACCCACUACCCUGGCGUUACAAGCGCCAUUUUCUACCAACUGAGCUACAAAGGACCGCAUGAUGUAACAUUCAAGGUCAAAAGGGGUCAAAGCGGAGGGUCAGGGGAAAGUGUGACUCAUUCCUCUGUGGAGGUAAAGGUCACUAUGUGACUCAUCAAGUUGUGUGUGUGUGUGACUCUUCAUAUGACUCAACACUCCAAAUGAGUAGACUGCUGAAGGCCUUUUGACAACAGAAAUAAGCAGUUAGACAUGUGACCUGGGACCACGUAGGCUAUACGUGGAAUUCUAACCAUAUUUAUGAUAUAGUACACAAAGUUGGGAUUAGGCCUAAAGUGUGUAGUGCCUAGGAGCCAGGGGCUAGUGUAGAUGUCUAGGUGGGUAGGGGCUAGGGUAAGUGUCUAGGGCAGGGCUCUCCAACCCUGUUCCUGUAGAGCUGCCGUCCUGUAGGUUUUCACUCCAACCCUAAUCUAGCACAUCUGAUUCUAAUAAUUAGCUGGUUGAUAAGGUGAACCAGGUGAGUUACAACAGGGGUUGGAGCGAAAACCUACAGGAGGGUAGCUCUCCAGGAACAGGGUUGGAGACCCCUGGUCUAGGGGGUAGUGGCUAGGGGUGGAUUUGGGAGUUGUCAGCUAGCGGUACUCGCACACCACUGGGCCGGAGGAACAUUGGGACUGACAAAAUAGAGGUAAACUAAAGAGAGCGUAGAGAGAGAUAGAUAGAGAGAGAGAGAGAGAGAGAGAGAGAGAGACUCUCAGGGGAAGUGGCCAUGCAUCCUUCCUUUAUUAUCUCUGUGGUGAGUUUGUGGUUAGACUCAUGUCACAGGGGAAUUCUCUUUGGUGUUAGAUUUAAAACGCAUGUUUCUUUUAGUAUUUGGGACUAUUGACUAUGUGUGUGUGGUGUAGAAAGAGGGUAUCGGCUCCUGCCUGUCCAUUCUAAGAUGUUCUGGGUCAUUUGAGUUAGCGUGUCUGUAUCAGGUGCCUGUCAUUCUAUCUCACCACAUGCCGUCUCCUCUCCAGUGUCACCUUACACACACACACACAGCUCCUUCUCCAGACUCAUCUCAAAGCAUCCUGUAAGUGACGGCCAACCGUGACUCUGCAGCAUGUACUCAGCAGAUAAACAUUCCUGUGUGUCCCUAUUCAUGUGUAUUUGUCUGUGCCUGUGUGUACCUGUGCAUGUCAGUAUUUUCCACAAGCACAUGGAGUAGCCAGCCAAAUAGAAAAAGUAGCCAGCUAGGCACCCCUGGGCUGGGGGGGGGGGGGGGGGGGGUUGUUAAGAUUUUAUUUGCCGAACAAGCUCUAUUUUGGUGGCCUCUGGUACAUUCUAAUGCUAGACUGUAUUUUCAACUAUCAGGAAAUCAAAUUUUUCACACUUUUUCACACACAUCAGCUGUUGUACAAUAUGAUAUAAAACACAGGAAAAACUUAAUUUUGACUGCACUGGGCAUUUAAAGAAUCCUGUAAUAGUCUGCUAACUACCUCAGGCGUCAAGCUUCCUUUUUAAGAGGCAUUUUCUCAGCUAUCUGCAAUACAGGUAUGAUUGAAUAAUUAAUCAGGUGUUAAACAUGGGCUUUGCUACACAGAAAGCAGCAGAUGACUACUCCAUUGUCAACACUUUGAUUAAAUCAAUAUCUUUGGAAAUACCAUAUAAGUAGCAUUAGCUUUUAAAACAAUUCAAUUUGUUUUCUUUUAUCAUAUUUUGGACCAGAGUGAGGCUAUCUCUCCACUAGCCUACCAAUUGUUCCUGCAGUGAGGAGGAUUCACCAUCUUCAUAAAAUGUUUUCAUAAUUUAUCUGCAGAUAAGCCAAAUGACCAGCUCUCUUACGGCAAUUCAGUAGGCUACUGAUGAGUCACUCACUUUAACAUCACUGUCUGUGUAGUGGGUGAUUUUGGACGGAGCCAGGCGCAGGAGGGUAAAUCACAGAAUAUAUGGUUUAUUCAGGAACACAGCGGUACGCAGCAUUGCGUAAAACACUCCAAUGCGGUAAAUACAGUGAGGGAAAAAAGUUUUUGAUCCCCUGCUGAUUUUGUACGUUUGCCCACUGACAAAGAAAUGAUCAGUCUAUAAUUUUAAUGGUAGGUUUAUUUGAACAGUGAGAGACAGAAUAACAACAAAAAAAUCCAGAAAAAUGCAUGUCAAAAAUGUUAUAAAUUGAUUUACAUUUUAAUGAGGGAAAUAAGUAUUUGACCCCCUCUCAAUCAGAAAGAUUUCUGGCUCCCAGGUGUCUUUUAUACAGGUAACGAGCUGAGAUUAAGAGCACACUCUUAAAGGGAGUGCUCCUAAUCUCAGUUUGUUACCUGUAUAAAAGACACCUGUCCACAGAAGCAAUCAAUCAAUCAGAUUCCAAACUCUCCACCAUGGCCAAGACCAAAGAGCUCUCCAAGGAUGUCAGGGACAAUAUUGUAGACCUACACAAGGCUGGAAUGGGCUACAAGACCAUCGUCAAGCAGCUUGGUGAGAAGGUGACAACAGUUGGUGCGAUUAUUCGCAAAUGGAAGAAACACAAAAUAACUGUCAAUCUUCCUCGGCCUGGGGCUAUAGUCACCAAGAAAACAAUUGGUAACACACUACGCCGUGAAGGACUGAAAUCCUGCAGCGCCCACAAGGUCCACCUGCUCAAGAAAGCACAUAUACAGGCCCGUCUGAAGUUUGCCAAUGAACAUCUGAAUGAUUCAGAGGAGAACUGGGUGAAAGUGUUGUGGUCAGAUGAGACCAAAAUUAUUCCAGCAUGACAAUGACCCAAAACACACGGCCAAGGCAACAAAGGAGUGGCUCAUGAAGAAGCACAUUAAGGUCCUGGAGUGGCCUAGCCAGUCUCCAGACCUUAAUCCCAUAGAAAAUCUGUGGAGGGAGCUGAAGGUUCGAGUUGCCAAACGUCAGCCUCGAAACCUUAAAGACUUGGAGAAGAUCUGCAAAGAGGAGUGGGACAAAAUCCCUGCUGAGAUGUGUGCAAACCUGGUGGCCAACUACAAGAAACGUCUGACCUCUGUGAUUGCUAACAAGGGUUUUGCCACCAAGUACUAAGUCAUGUUUUGCAGAGGGGUCAAAUACUUAUUUCCCUCAUUAAAAUGCUAAUCAAUUUAUAACAUUUUUGACAUGCGUUUUUCUGGAUUUAUGUUGUUGUUAUUCUGUCUCCCACUGUUCAAAUAAACCUACCAUUAAAAUUAUAGACUGAUCAUGUCUUUGUUAGUGGGCAAACGUACAAAAUCAGCAGGGGAUCAAAUACUUUUUUCCCUCACUGUACAGCGCACUGGAGAAAAACAAGGCACACGGGAUUCACCCGGUGAUACAAAUACAAAGUAGCUCCACCGAGCUAGAGUCACCUCCACAAUAACUAAUCACACACAAAGACAAGGGGGCAGAGGGAACACUUAUACAGAUACUAAUGAGGGGAUAUGAACCAGGUGUGUGUAAUAAACAAGACAAAACAAAUGAAAAGAUGAGAUGAGGAGCGGCAGUGUCUAGAAGGCCGGUGAUGACUAACGCCGAAGCCUGCCCGAACAAGGAGGCAGCUUCAGAGGAAGUCGUGACAGUCUGGCAAGUCCUGACUGACUUCAUAUCGAAAAUACAAACGACAUGUUUAGUUUACUUGUCUGAAUAUGAUACCAUGGACAUAUACAGUGGGGGAAAAAAGUAUUUGGUCAGCCACCAAUUGUGCAAGUUCUCCUACUUAAAAAGAUGAGAGAGGCCUGUAAUUUUCAUCAUAGGUACACGUCAACUAUGACAGACAAAAUGAGAAAAAAUAAUCCGGAAAAUCACAUUGUAGGAUUUUUAAUGAAUUUAUUUGCAAAUUAUGGUGGAAAAUAAGUAUUUGGUCAAUAACAAAAGUUUCUCAAUACUUUGUUAUAUACCCUUUGUUGGCAAUGACACAGGUCAAACAUUUUCUGUAAGUCUUCACAAGGUUUUCACACACUGUUGCUGGUAUUUUGGCCCAUUCCUCCAUGCAGAUCUCCUCUAGAGCAGUGAUGUUAUGGGGCUGUUGCUGGGCAACACAGACUUUCAACUCCCUCCAAAGAUUUUCUAUGGGGUUGAGAUCUGGAGACUGGCUAGGCCCCUCCAGGACCUUGAAAUGCUUCUUACGAAGCCACUCCUUCGUUGCCCGGGCGGUGUGUUUGGGAUCAUUGUCAUGCUGAAAGACCCAGCCACGUUUAAUCUUCAAUGCCCUUGCUGAUGGAAGGAGGUUUUCACUCAAAAUCUCACGAUACAUGGCCCCAUUCAUUCUUUCCUUUACACGGAUCAGUCUUCCUGGUCCCUUUGCAGAAAAACAGCCCCAAAGCAUGAUGUUUCCACCCCCAUGCUUCACAGUAGGUAUGGUGUUCUUUGGAUGCAACUCAGCAUUCUUUGUCCUCCAAACACGACAAGUUGAGUUUUUACCAAAAAGUUCUAUUUUGGUUUCAUCUGACCAUAUGACAUUCUCCCAAUCCUCUUCUGGAUCAUCCAAAUGCACUCUAGCAAACUUCAGACGGGCCUGGACAUGUACUGGCUUAAGCAGGGGGACACGUCUGGCAUUGCAGGAUUUGAGUCCCUGGCGGCGUAGUGUGUUACUGAUGGUAGGCUUUGUUACUUUGGUCCCAGCUCUCUGCAGGUCAUUCACUAGGUCCCCCCGUGUGGUUCUGGGAUUUUUGCUCACCGUUCUUGUGAUCAUUUUGACCCCACGGGGUGAGAUCUUGCGUGGAGCCCCAGAUCGAGGGAGAUUAUCAGUGGUCUUGUAUGUCUUCCAUUUCCUAAUAAUUGCUCCCACAGUUGAUUUCUUCAAACCAAGCUGCUUACCUAUUGCAGAUUCAGUCUUCCCAGCCUGGUGCAGGUCUACAAUUUUGUUUCUGGUGUCCUUUGACAGCUCUUUGGUCUUGGCCAUAGUGGAGUUUGGAGUGUGACUGUUUGAGGUUGUGGACAGGUGUCUUUUAUACUGAUAACAAGUUCAAACAGGUGCCAUUAAUACAGGUAACGAGUGGAGGACAGAGGAGCCUCUUAAAGAAGAAGUUACAGGUCUGUGAGAGCCAGAAAUCUUGCUUGUUUGUAGGUGACCAAAUACUUAUUUUCCACCAUAAUUUGCAAAUAAAUUCAUAAAAAAUCCUACAAUGUGAUUUUCUGGAUUUUUUUUCUCAAUUUGUCUGUCAUAGUUGACGUGUACCUAUGAUGAAAAUUACAGGCCUCUCUCAUCUUUUUAAGUGGGAGAACUUGCACAAUUGGUGGCUGACUAAAUACUUUUUUUCCCCACUGUACAUUUGAAGUCGGAAGUUUACAUACACCUUAGCCAAAUACAUUUAAACUCAGUUUUUCACAAUUCCUGACAUUUAAUUCUAGUAAAAAUUCCAUGUCUUAGGUCAGUUAGGAUCACCACUUUAAUAAUAGUAGAGAGAAUGAUUUUUUCAGCUUUUAUUUCUUUCAUCACAUUCCCAGUGGGUCAGAAGUUUACAUACACUCAAUUAGUAUUUGGUAGCAUUGCCUUUAAAUUGUUUAACUUGGGUCAAACGUUUCGGGUAGCCUUCCACAAGCUUCCCACAAUAAGUUGGGUGAAUUUUGGCCCAUUCCUCCUGACAGAGCUGGUGUAACUGAGUCAGGUUUGUAGGCCUCCUUGCUCGCACACGCUUUUUCAGUUCUGCCCACACAUUUUCUAUAGGAUUGAGGUCAGGGCUUUGUGAUGGCCACUCCAAUACCUUGACUUUGUUGUCCUUAACUCUUCGGAGUCUGGAGCUUUUUUGGCCGUUUUUGGGUACCUUCAAUUUUGCCCUGAUAUACUACAUAAAGAAAUGUUUACCAGACCAAUGUUGGGUAUCUUUUUUUUCAGCACAACCUCACCUAUAUGAUCUGUUAGUAAGUUUUUCACUUUGACAUACUAUUUCAACACACUGGACCCAAACACACACAGAAAACACAAAGUCCGUUUAGAAAAAAGAUGUUUUUUUUAUUGUAAAACCCUCAAACAUGGUGAACCAAGCAUUUAAAAAGCUUCAAAUUGAACCACAAGGUGCAAAUAUGAACAUAUAAAAGUAUUUUGGUGAUAUAUACAAGCAAUAAAUAACUAUUUACAAUAAAAAGUAGGUAUAACCACUGGCGUUUUUCUUCUAUUCUAACCCUAAACCUUUUUGUGCCACUCCUCAAAAACAGUUUCUGUCCAAAAUGAAAAAAAAAGCUUCAAAUUGAACCACAAAGUGCAAAUAUGAACAUAUAAAAGUAUUCUUGAGAUAUAUACAAGCAAUACACAACUAUUUACAAAAAAAGUAGGUAUAGCCACUGGCCUUUACCCUAUUUGUGCCACUCUUCAAAACAGUUCCUGUCCACAAUGACACAGAGAGCCACAUCACAGGCCUUGCACUUCCAUGGUGUGACAAACCUCUUCUUGUCAACUUGUUUACAGCGUUGACAAACCCUGCGGCCUGCUGUGGCUUUGUCUUUGGCCUCUGCAACAUUGGCAAUGGCCACAGGAACAUGGCUGGUGCUUUUUUGAAGUGGAACCCCUGUCUGGGUCACUCCGCACAGCUGGGCCACAAGUUCUGCCACAAAGUUCUUGUGCGUCAUGGGUGUGACCUGUUGGGUCGCACUGAUGUCACAGUGCAGGAUGUAUGCAUUUGUUGUUCCCAUGUCCAAAAAAUGCAGGAAGAGGGUACGGUACCAGCGAGCAGUUCUGCGAUGGGUUGAGUAAUACUGGAGAAGCUGGUCUGACAGGUCAACCCCUCCCAUGUACUUAUUGUAGGCCAUGAUGGGGGUAGGGCAGGGAAUGUCUUUUGCUACCCAGCGUCCAGGUCCUUCCUUCACCUUCCUCUUGAUUGUCUCGCCCGAAAACGCUGGGUGGAUUGUGGAGCACACCGACACCUCCCGCGUAUCCAUCCACUUCACAAAGACCAGGCGAUCCUCUCUGAUCCAUCUCACAGACCCCCUCUUCGAUUUGCUGGUGAGGGCAUUUUCUCUGCCACUAGGACACCCUUUUCUGUUGCUUCUGUAGGUCCCACAGGCUCCAAACUUCAUACUUCCCAAACUCAGGAACAGUUUUGGGCUGGUGUAGAAAUUGUCCAUAUAAAUAUGGUAUCCUGUACCAAGAUGUGAUGGCUGAAUGAGGUCCAUAACAGCAUCAUAUGAAAGUCCAUGCACGCUGGGUGUGUGUGCUUUCCCAACAUACACGUUGAAGUUUAGAGUGUAGCCAUUGUUAGACUCUACCAACACAAAGAGCUUGAUCCCCCAUUUGUUAGGCUUGUCCUUCAUGUACUGGGUCAUGCCAGUUUUGGCUUUUGUAGCCACCAUCCUCUCGUCGACUGACAGUUCCUUCUUAGGAUGGUAAUGAGCCUGGCAGGCAGUGCGAAUGUCGUCCAUCAGAGGUUUGACCCUGAACAGUUUGUCAUGCUGGGGUGUACCUUUGCGCUGGUCAUUUAUGACAUCCUCCUCUGGAUCACUUAGGUGGAUGUUCCAUGAGAUGGACCGGAAUCUGUCUCUUGGCAUGACCUUCGCUGGCAAUGAAACAGACAAUAUGUGGCUUUGUUUCCAGUAGUCCUGGAUACUAGGCAGAGUCACCAAUGAGGUGUAGAUGAGGAGACCCAGAAAUCUGUGCAGUUCCUCCACAUCAACGUCAGUCCACUGAUAUUUGCUCCCCUUCUGCUGAUUUCUUGCUGCCUGUUUGUUGGUGUUUCUGCAGAUUGUCCUCAUUGUAUCUGCGGCGAAGUAGAGCAGGAAGAGGUCCUUUGGUGUGUGCCCUGAAUGCAAAUCCACCUGGGCUCCUGGUGGUCUGCGGGGCAUGAACCUACUGGCUUGUGGGGCAGUGUCAGGAUCAGUCUCUGUUUUCCAUGGCUCAGAGCUCUGUUCUGGCUGUGCUGCUGACUGGGCUGGAGAUCUUGACCUGGUCUUGGCCUGAUCCUUCCUUCCACGCCCCCUCUGUGAUGGCCUCCGUCGGCUUGUUGUGGGGGUGGGGGCUGUUGAUGGCCCAGGCUGCUCGUCGUCGUCGUCGUCUGACGACGAACUUUCCAAAGUUUCUUCAUCGCUCAUUUGGAAUAACAAGUCGACGGCUUGUUCAACGUGAAGUGUGCGCCUCAUAUUGCUUCACAAAAACGAUACUGCUGACAAUAAAACUCUUGAAAUACUAACAAUUGAAAUACUAACUCGUGAAAAACUCUCCAAAACUACUCAUGAACUGAACUAAUUCCUCUCGUUCGUUCUUUCGCAAUGGCUAGUUGUCAUGGGAAUGAAUGUUUAUAUACUCGUGUGCAUCCUGAAGAACCGGGUUAGCACAAGCACACGUUUUUUUCCGUUCCUUUUUAUCACAAAAGACGACAAAAGUUAUUAUAAUAAAUGCAAAGCGCUCAUAAAAGAGCGCAUAUUUUGACGCACUUUUUUCAUGGAAUUGAAAUUAUCAUAACUUUGGUUUUAGUUGGUGUAUUUACAUGAAACAAACACUCAAAACGUAGCUUCGGGUCUCCAUUUCUGCAUGAAAUCGACGGCAGCCCUCUGCGUCACUUGGUUUGGGAUGCUGCGCGGUCCUAAAGCCGGCCCGCGAUUUGAACGCGCCGAAGCGUUCGCCGACUCGGAAGAGUUAAAGCCAUUUUGCCACAACUUUGGAAGUAUGCUUGGGUCAUUGUCCAUUUGGAGGACCCAUUUGCGACCAAGCUUUAACUUCCUGACUGAUGUCUUGAGAUGUUUCUUCAAUAUAUCCACAUCAUUUUCCUUCCUCAUGAUGCCAUCUAUUUUGUGAAGUGCACCAGUCCCUCCUGCAGCAAAGCACCCCCACAGCAUGAUGCUGCCACCACGGUGCUUCACGGUUGGGAUGGUGUUCUUCGGCUUGCAAGCGACCCCCUUUUUCCUCCAAACAUAACGAUAGUCAUUAUGGCCAAACAGUUCUACACGUCUCCUUCCUGAGCGGUAUGACGGCUGCAUGGUCCCAUGGUGUUUAUACUUGCGUACUAUUGUUUGUACAGAUGAACGUGGUACCUUCAGGCGUUUCGAAAUUGCUCCCAAGGAUGAACCAGACUGUGGAGGUCUACAAUUGUUUUUCUGUGGUCUUGGCUGAUUUCUUUUGUUUUCCCAUGAUGUCAAGCAAAGAGGCACUGAGUUUGAAGGUAGGCCUUGAAAUACAUCCACAGGUACACCUCCAAUUGACUCAAAUUAUGUCAAUUAGCCUAUCAGAAGCUUCUAAAGCCAUGACAUCGUUUUCUGGAAUUUUCCAAGCUUUUUAAAGGCACAGUCAACUUAGUGUAUGUAUACUUCUGACCCACUGGAAUUGUGAUACAGUGAAUUAUAAGUGAAAUAAUCUGUCUGUAAACAAUUGUUGGAAAAAUUACUUGUGUCAUGCACAAAGUAGAUGUCCUAACCGAUUUGCCAAAACUAUAGUUUGUUAACAAGAAAUUUGACUCCAAGCUAAGUGUAUGUAAACUUCCGACUUCAACUGUACGUUUAAUGAUUUACAGUGCAUGUGGGAAGUAUUCAGACUUUCAGACUUUUCUACAUUUUGUGACGUUACAGCCUUAUUAUAAAAUUGAUUACAUUGUUUUUCCCCCCCCUCAUCAAUCUACACACAAUACCCCAUAAUGACAAAGCAAAAACAGGUUUUUAGAGAAAUGUUUGCAAAUUCAUUAAAAAGAAAAUGCUGAAAUAUCACAUUUACGUAAGUAUUCAGACCCUUUACUGAGUACUUCGUUGAAGCACCUUUGGCAGUGAUUACAGCCUCUAGUCUUCUUGGGUAUGACGCUACAAGCUUGGCACAUCUGUAUUUGGGGAGGUUCUCCCAUUCUUCUCUGCAGAUCCUGUCAAGCUCUGUCAGGUUGGAUGGUGAGUGUCGCUGCACAGCUAUUUUCAGGUCUCUCCAGAGAUGUUUGAUCGGGUUCAAAUCCGGGCUCUGGCUGAGCCACUCAAGGACAUUCAGAUACUUUUCCUGAAGCCACUCCUGCGUUGUCUUGGCUGUGUGCUUACGGUCAUUGUCCUGUUGGAAGGUGAACCUUUGCCCCAGUCUGAGGUCCUGAGCUCUCUGGAGCAGGUUUUCAUCAAGGAUCUGUCUGUACUUUGCUCCGUUCAUCUUUCCCUCGGUCCUGACUAGUCUUCCCUGCCGCUGGAAUACAUCCCCACAGCAUGAUGCUGCCACCACCAUGCUUUACCUUAGGGAUGGUGCCAGGAUUCCUCCAGAUGUGAAGCUUGGCAUUUAGGCCAAAGAGUUCAACCUUGGUUUCAUCAGACCAGAGAAUCUUGUUUCUCAUGGUCUGAGAGUCCUUUAGGUGCCUUUUGGCAAACUCCAAGCGGGCUGUCAUGUGCCUUUUACUGAGGAGUGGCUUCUGUCUGGCCACUCUACCAUAAAGGCCUGAUUGGUGGAGUGCUGCAUAGAUGGUUGUCCUUUUGGAAGGUUCUCCCAUUUCCACAGAGGAACUCUGGAGCUCUGUCAGAGUGACCAUCAGGUUCUUGGUCACCUCCCUGACCAAGGCCUUUCUUCCCCGAUUGCUCAGUUUGGCUGGGCGGCCAGCUCUAUGAAGAGUAUUGGUGGUUCCAAACUUCUUCCAUUUAAGAAUGAUGGAGGCCACUGUGUUCUUGGGGACCUUCAAUGCUGCAGACAUUUUUUGGUACCCUUCCCCAGAUCUGCGCCUCGACACAAUUCUUUCUCGGAGCUCUACGGACAAUUCCUUCGACCUCAUGGCUUGGUUUUUGCUCUGACAUGCACUGUCAACUGUGGGACCUUAUAUAGACAGGUGUGUGCCUUUCCAAAUCAUGUCCAAUCAAUUGAAUUUACCACAGGUGGACUCCAAUCAUGUUGUAGAAACACCUCAAGGAUGAUCAAUGGAAACAGGAUGAACCUGAAUAUAUUAGGUAUAAAGUAAUCCUUCUUCCCCCAUCCCCAUACAAAAAAAAAAAAAAAAGUGGUUGUCCCACUGGCUGUCAUAAGUUGAAUGCACCAAUUUGUAAGUCGCUCUGGAUAAGAGCGUCUGCUAAAUGAUGUAAAUGUAAAUGUAAAUUUCGAGUCUCAUAGCAAAGGGUCUGAAUACUUAUGUAAAUAAGGUAUUUCUGUUUUCCCUUUGUCAUUAUGGGAUAUUGUGUGUAGAUUGAUAAGGAAGAAAAUUAUUUAAUCCAUUUUAGAAUAAGGCUAUAACGUAACAAAAUGUGGAAAAAAAUCAAGGGGUCUGAAUAUUUUCCGAAAACACUGUAUGAAUAGCAAGGAUAUAUGAGAUUGACUAUAUUCAGUCAAUUCGACACCUUUUACAAACUACUCAAGCUUGCUGUUCGUCAAUCAUAUCGUUCAUUCUAGCGGGAGAGGGCUCGGCAGACUUUUUUCUGACUAGCAAAUUGAAAAGUAGCCUAGUUGAUUUAGGUGGGAAAAGUACCCGGCUGAAAAUGACUCUGUAAUCGGCUGUAUAGCCGGCGCUAGUGGAAAACACUGGCAUGUAUGUCUAUCUCUCUGUGUGUGUGUGUGUGUGUGUGUGUGUGUGAGCGCGUCUCUCUCCCUCCUCCCCCCUGUCCCUCUCUCACCCUCCUCCCCCGUGUCUCUCCCUCCUUCCCCCUGUCCCUCUCUCUCUCUCCCCCUUCCCCAUCCCUCCUCCCCCUGUCCCUCUUUCCCUCUUCCCCAUCUCCCUCUCUCACCCUCCUCCCCCUGUCCCUCUUUCCCUCUUCCCCAUCUCCCUCUCUCUCCCUCCUCCCCGUCCCUCUCUCACCUUCCUCCGCCAUCUCUCGCUCUCCCCCUUUUCCCCCUGUCCCUCUCUGUCUCUCCCUAAUCCCCUCUCCCUUUUCACCACCGCUCAUUCUUUCCCUCUUCCCCCGUCCCUCUCUCCCCCUCCUCCUCCCUGUCCCUCUCGCUCCCCUCUGUCCCUCUCUCUGGUAGAGGAGAUGUGACUGUGUAGCAGAGUGGUAGAGGAGAUGUGACUGUGUAGCAGAGUGGUAGAGGAGAUGUGACUGUGUAGCAGAGUGGUAGGUAGGAGAUGUGACUGUGUAGCGGAGUGGUAGAGGAGAUGUGACUGGUGUAGCAGAGGGUGGGUUAGCAAGGAAUAGAUGUGACUGUGUAGCAGAGUGGUAGAGGAGAUGUGACUGUGUAGCAGAGUGGUAGAAGAGAUGUGACUGUGUAGCAAAGUGGUAAAGGAGAUGUGACUGUGUAGCAGAGUGGUAGAGGAGAUGUGACUGUGUAGCAGAGUGGUAGAGGAGAUGUGACUGUGUAGCAGAGUGGUAGAGGAGAUGUGACUGUGUAGCAGAGUGGUAGAGGAGAUGUGACUGUGUAGCAGGAUGGAUAAAGGAUGAUGUGACUGUGUAGCAGAGUGGUAAAGGAGAUGUGACUGUGUAUGGCUGUUAUGCUUUGUUCCCUGCAACCACUGAGCAGAGGUGCAUCCUGUAAAAUGGCUCUCAUAGGCUCUGGUCUUGUUGGUGCAAAGAUGCAAAGAUGUGGUUAACUGCAUCUCUGUAGCUCAUUACAUCAGGCAGGUUCUUGCAUUAUAGGCUGAGCCUGCUAAUAACAGACAAAACCACACACACACAUCCGCUUCUUUACAUUUCAGCCCGUUAACAUUUUGUUACUGUAUGUAUAAUGGUACACACCACAGUGUUUAGACUAGUGCGUGUACUGUAUUGAUGUUUAAACUAAGAACAGGGGUUGUGUGAUUCAGUUAUCCAGACGUCCUCCGCUGACUGGUUGAGCAUCCUGACAUCAUGAUAGAAGCUCUUCUGUGCUUCCCCACUCUUUUCCCCUUGUCUUCUACUGGUGCUCUCUCUCUCUCUCUCUCUCUCUCUCUCUCUCUCUCUCUCUCUCUCUCUCUUUCUCUCUCAGUAUGGAACAUCUUUACCACAGGAAUUGAAUUGCUCUGUAAACAGCUUUUGUUCAACAUUGUUUUGUUAUCCAUUCAAAAUGCUUAAACACCAGCAGACAGACUUGGAUAUAAGCUGUUGUCACAUAUGUUGAUGUUUCUCCAUAAAGAGCAGCUGUACUGAUCUCUCUCUUCUCUGUGUUUCUGUCUUCAGACCUAUGAGAGACCCUUCAGAGCAGCAGAACCUAGAGAGGGGGGGCUACUGCAACUGCUUGGGGAUGUCACCCCCCCGAAACACCAGUCCAAGCCCUCUAUCCUACACACCACACCAUUGCCCCCACACACACUCACACACCAACCCCAACAGCAACACACACAGCCACUACAACUCACACACCAACAUACACACAGUCCAGCCUGGGCCUCGCCUCCCUCUGCAUCCCCAGCCAAUCCAGUGCAUGCUGAGCCCAGCAGAGAACCAGCGGGAGCCAAUAGGAGCCCUCUCUCUGAUCUGGCCCCUUCCUUCCUAAAACCUCCAAUGAAGAGAGUCCCAGGAAGCCCCUCCCCUCGCUCUUUCAGCCCCUCUCCCCACCGACCCCUGAGCCCUGAUCCUGUGUUGCCCGUAGUAACUGACGCCAGCAUUCUGAACCUGACCUCUCUCUCCAGAGGACGGGGCUUACAGGAGGUCAGUGAGAAGCUGUUUGGAAACAUCAAGAGGAAGUACGGCAGGAAGGACCCCCAGAGGACUCUGGGUAAUACCCAGAAUGCUGAGUUGCCAUGGGGGAGGAUGGCAGAGAAAGAUGCAGAGAGUCUGAUAGUUCUGGGUGAAAGGCAGGAGGAGACCCCUGAGCUGGAGAGAGAUGAGAGGGAGAGCAUAGGGAGGACAGGAGAGGAGGAGGAGAGGGAGAUGCCAACGCUUGGUGCUCCUGAGCUGAUGGAGGAGGGAACAGGGAGGAAAAGGAGGAGGAGGCGGUGUCUCCAGGAGUCACUCACCCAGGAGGACCAAUCAGAGCAGCUGCAGGGCACUGACAUCACAGAGAGGAGCGAAUCAGGGCCUCCAGAGCCCAAAGUGGCCCACAAGAUGGAAGGCAACAAGAUGGAGUCUCAUAAAAGAGAGUCCCACAAGAUGGACUCCCACAGGAGUGAGUCUCGGUCAGGACGGGGUGAGGAGGGUAGCCAGCCUGAGGCAGACGGGGAUAGAGGAGAGAGAGGGGAGAAAGGAGAAAGAGCAGAUAAGGGAGAAAGAGGAGACAGGGCAGAGAAAGGAGAGAGGACAGAGAUGGGAGAGAGAGCGGAGAGAGGAGAGUGGGUGAUGAGUGGGGCCGACAUGGAAUCAGCCAUGAUCCAGAGCCGGGUGAGGAAGAACCCAGUUUGUCAUCCUAGAUCAGCCACAGACCCCCACAAACACCCUGACCCUAACCCUAGCCCCAGACUGCCUAGCCCUAACCCCAACCAUAUCCCUAGUUCAAGAUCCAGCCUCACUCCUAACCCUAGACCGCCCAACCUAAGCCCCAGCUUUAACCCUAACCCCAAAACCAGCCUAAAACCCAGCCCUAUCCCCAGCCCCAGACCCCCCAAGACCAAGGACCGGUGGUCCUACCUGAAGUCCCGAAGCCCCCCCAACCUAGUCCAGAGGGAGAGUGGCCGCAGCCCCCUGUCAGUUAUGUGUGAGCCCCCCUCUGCCUUCCCCAUCACCCCCUCCAGCCCCCUGUACACCAACACAGACAGUCUGACUGUCCACACCCCCACCAAGCGCAAACGAGGUCGUCCCAAAAAACAACCCCUGCUCACUGUGGAAACCAUCCAUGAGGGCACCUCCACCUCCCCCCUGAGCCCUUUAGCCCGGGACAGCUCCGCGGGGCUCAGCCGCAGGAGAAAGACCGCGAUUUCCCAAAUCGCAUCUGGUUCCACUAGCCCCAAUGCUAAUGGGUUGAAACUGAAGCGCGGUGAGGGAGCCCAUGUCAGGCCGGUGAAGAGGCUGAAGCUGGGGAAGGUGCAGAGCAUCCUGAAUGAGAUACUAUCAUGCUCCAGCCAACAUGGCAGCCUGGCGCUGAAGUCCGCCUCGGCUCCCGUCUCUUCUGCCAUGACGGUCAUGGCCUCUACCAUUGAGGCUCGUCUGGGGAAGCAGAUCAACGUCAGUAAAAGAGGAACCAUCUACAUUGGGAAGAAGAGGGGGAGGAAGCCGCGCUCUGACACCCAAACCCUUCCCCCAAGAGGUGGGGGGGCCAAGCCCUCUGUGCCUGCCUCCAUGUCCAGCCUGUACAACAGCCUCUUAGUGCCUUCCACCCCCACUCUCAGCUCCACUACCCUCCUCCUCAGACCCCACACCCUGUCCUCUAUGUGCCACCCUGGCCCUCACGGCCCCCACUCUGACGCCACCAUGCCCAGCCUGCAGCCCAUCAGUGCCCUGCCCUCUAAACCCCCAGGCAGGGGGCUACUGGGGGCCGGCUGGAAGCUGUCUCCCCCGCGCCUCCUGGCCAACUCCCCGUCCCACCUAUCUGAGGGGGCGGCGUCCGUCAAGGAGGUGACGCUGUCACCCAUCAGCGAAUCACACAGCGAGGAGACUAUUCCCAGCGACAGCGGCAUAGGAACGGACAACAACAGCACCUCUGACCAGACAGAGAAGGGGACCAACGCACGACGCAGGUAUCUAUCUCUCUGUUAGUUUACAUGGUUAGUUAGUUAGCUAGAAGUGACUGACUGAGUGAGUGAGAUAGUUAGUAUGCUAGUUGAGGGAGGGAGGGAAGUGAGUGAGUGAAUAUUGCCAGGGGUUUGUUUGAAACCACAAUAGCAACAUUGUACAUCCAGUUGACAGGUUUUGGUUUUGUGUUGCAGAUACUCGUUUGACCUGUGUGGGUUUGAGGCUGCGGAGGCUGCCGUUCUGGAGGCGUCCAGUCGCGGCAGUAGGGGUCGCUGUGAGCAGCCGGCAGUGGUGGACAGCUUUCUGUCCCAGCAGGAGAAGAAGCAGAAACACCGCAGGAAGAGGAAGUGCCUGCAGAGCCGUGACCACCUGCACUUCCUGUCUGAGCUAGAAGAGGUAUCAAAUUAAACUUCCUAUUAAAAUUACAUCAAACUUAAUGUAGGAGUAGAAUGAAGUUGCCACUAGACUUAUUGUAUAUGAUGUCACAGAGAUAUCAGAGGACAGGUUCAUUGUGAUGGCUGGAAUAGAAUAAAUGGAACGAUAUCAAUCACAUGGAAACCCCAUGUGUUUGAUGUGUUUGAUACCUUUCCAUUCAUUUCAGUCCAGCCAUUACAAUGAGCCCACCUUCAUAUAUUUUUGCCCACCAGCCUCUUCUGGACUGUAUAUAUUAUCCAGUACUGAUCUCUCCUCCUCUCCUCUGCCAGGUGGUGGUGAAGCUGCAACAGCUACAUGUGUCUCACCGACGCUACGCCUCCUGCUUCCCCCAGCACCCCUACCCCUCCAUCUUCCGCCUCAACUUCCACCAUCUCUACUACCCCCUGACCUAUGACCCCUACCCCUGUGACCCCGCCCCGUACCUUCGCAGGACUGCCGAGCUCAAGGCAAAGAGGAGGCGCGGCCGGCCCGCCAAAGCCAGCGAGCCAAUCACGUCCAAGCUGCCUUUUGUCCAGGGGUUUGGAUAUCCGCUGGCGGGGGGAAACUACUAUGCACCAUAUACCAUGCCUUAUGCCCCGCCUCUGAGCCUGGGCUACUACCCACCAUCACCCCCCUGUCUACCUUCCCCACCAUCCCCACAGCCCUUCACCACCCUCCCCCUUCAUGAGGCCUGCCGUCCCCCCUCCUAAGUUCCACUCUGGGGGCCACUCCAAACUCCAGGCGUCUAGCGGCCCACUGCAGGGCUCCUCUGGUCGGGGAGAAGGACUGGGAUCCCUGGGUGGUGGAGGUCUUGGAGGGGUACGGCUCCACAAGAGGAAACACAAGCACAAACACAAACAUAAGGAAGAGACCAACCUCCUCUCACCCCAUGACAGACAGGAGCUGGGCGGGCUCUUCAGCGGUGCCAAGACCAAUGGGCUGCUCAACCUGUUGACUGACAGGUGGGAGAUGACCAACCAGAAGCGUCAGGAGAAGCAGAGGGGGGGUGGGAGAGGCUCUAGAGGAGGAUCCAGGGGAGCGAUGUUUGAGUCGAACCCUCCCUCUUCUCUCUCUAUGGACCAUGUCCAGUUCCGCCAACGCACGCCCGGAGAGCCAGUGAACAGCUUCGUGAGCAGUUACAGUAGCCAAUCACUGCGUCCAGAGCUGACCUCGGACCUUUUCAGAUUGCGGGAGGAGAAGGAGGAGGGCAGUGGGCGUGGCAGAAGGAGGGGCUUAGCAGUGUUCGGAGAGGAAGGGGUGAUGUCGUUCCACAAUGCCAGGAAAGAGAAGAUCCAUGCAAGAGAAGAGUCCUUCCACAAUGCCAGUCCCACUCAAACAGGUAACAACGUAUUACUACUCUAUUAGGCUUAUUACCAUGUUAUAAUACAGCCCCACUCUAACAGGUAACAACGUGUUACUGACAGUAACAGGCUUAUUACCAUGUUAUAAUACAGCCCCACUCUAACAGGUAACAACGUGUUACUGACAGUAACAGGCUUAUUACCAUGUUAUAAUACAGCCCCACUCUAACAGGUAACAACGUGUUACUGACAGUAACAGGCUUAUUACCAUGUUAUAAUACAGCCCCACUCUCUCCAGAUAUCUGAUUGUUCAGAUUUAGCUCAAAAUAUGUUUUUGUACCGAGGCAGUGCAUGCAUUAAUUCCAGUCCCGAUAGUGGAAAAAAACAUCAGUAAUUGCUUAUUAUUCUUUUUUUACAUAAAAUGUGUAUAUAUAUAUAUAUAUAUAUAUAUAUAUAUAUAUAUAUAUAUAUAUAUAUAUAUAUAUGAUGUGGAUAGUGUUUAAGAUGUCUUCCCAGUUUUCGAAGCAGACGGAUGAACAUGUGUUAGCCUAUAGCAGACAAAGAGGCAGUCAGCUCCUAAAGCACCAAAUACUGAACAAAUGUGUUUUUGGUACAUUCUGUAUUCUGAGUGCAGCGAGCACAUCUGGCCAGAGAGAGAGAGAACGAAACGCAUGGCUGAAGAGGACUAUAAUUCACCAAUCUCUCCCUCCCUCCCUCUCAGCCUGCCAAUGGUUGGUCCCAGAGAUAUAUGAUUCCCAGGUUGUGAUUUAUAUUCUCCAGACAGGCAGUAAAAGGCUGUGGCUGUGUUAACGGAGCUGGCUACCAGCCAGGGCUUUAAUGAGUGGGGCCUAGUCCAGCGGAGGGGGAGAGAAGCCAGGGGCUCACUUAGAUUACAUCCCCCUCCCCAGGGGUCCCACGGGGGAUGACUCACGCACACACUACCCCCCUCUCUCUACCCCUUUUUCUCCCUCUCCCUUCCUCCAUCUCUUCGACUGCUCUAGACAGGGUAUACCCCCUCUUCCUCUCUAUUCCCUCACUUCACUCUCUCCUCUCAAUGUUCCCCCUAUUUCCCCCAUCUCCCCCGUCUCCCUCUCUCUCCUCCCUCUCCUCGCUCUUCCCUGUCUCCCUCUCUCCUCCCUCCACCAGCAUGACUUACUGCUACGCUCCACAGACCAGCCCCAGCCCAAUUAAAACACACACACACACACACACACACACACACACACACUCUGAUCUGAAAUUUAUAUUAUUCUCCACUCUUGUGUGAUUGAAUGUUUCUAAAUCAUUUCCUCCCUGUGAUUGGGUGUUUAUCUGAGCCUGAUUUGAACUGUGUGUGUGUGUGUGUCUGCUCCCACUAAUCAGCAGGUUCAACUGCACCUGACAGCAAUCUCUCACAAUUAUUUGCAUAAAAGCAGGUCAUCCUUUUUGCAGAGUUAAUGAAAGUGAUUUUCUCUGUGUGUGCGUGCACACACACACACACACACACAAUAUAAUCCUUCCUCCUGCAGUUCGCUGAAAGCGAAAUCUUAAACAGUUAAACAGGACACAGAACUGACCACAGACCAGUAACUUUAUUCUCCUCUGGACUGAGACAGAGCUAUAGACACUCAAGUACUGCUAAAGGUCAUCAGUUUUAUAAUGCGUAUACACUGAGUGUACAAAACAUGACAGGUGAAUCCAGGUGAAAGCUAUGAUCCCUUAUUUGAUGUCGCUUGUUAAAUCCACUUCAAUCAGUGUAGAUGAAGGGGAGGAGACAGGUUAAAGAAGGAUUUUUAAGUGUUGAGACAAUUGAGACAUGGAUUGUGUAUGUGUGCCAUUCAGAGGGUGAAUGGGCAAGACAAAAUAUUUAAGUGCCUUAGAACGUGGUAUGGUAGUAGUUGCCAGGCGCACCACUUUGAGUGUGUCAAGAACUGCAAUGCUGCUGGGUUUUUCACGCUCAACAGUUUCCUGUGUGUUUCAAGAAUGGUCCACCACCCAAAGGUCAUCCAGCCAACUUGACACAACUGUGGGAAGCAUUGGAGUCAACAUGGGCCAGCAUCCCUGUGGAAUGCUUUCGACACCUUGUAGUCCAUGCCCUGACAAAUUGAUGGUGUUCUCAAGGCAAAAGGGGGUGCAACUCAAAAUUAGGAAUGUGUUCCUAAUGUUUUGUACACUCAGUGUAUGCAGCUCAUAAAUUCCUGUCCCCGUGUGUGUCCGUGUUUAUGUCCCUGCGUGUGUGUCUGUGUGGUUCUGCGCCUCACAAAUUGCUGCUACUCAGUGCUAGUGUAUUGUCUCAGUAGAAGAGAAACUAUGGACAAGAGGCUUUAUUUUAUCAUGAUCAUAAUAUGAUGCAGGUCUUAUCUCAAUACCAUUGGUCAAGUUUACAAUACUAGAGUCUGGACUAAACGUUUUAUGUGUUUUGAAAUCAUCAGCAAGCAUUUGAUAGCUAGGAAGACCGAUGAUGGAUUCAAUAUGAAUUCAUUUGUGUGUCAUUCAAAUUUAUUUUGGUCUAUUUAUCACUUUGUUAGCCUUAGUGGUUAGUUAGUACUGUUACAUUGUCAUAGCUUAGAACAAUGUUGAGGAAAACCCUGAAAUACUGAGAAACCACACUGAAUAGGAGAGGAGAAGGAGGGAGAGACAAGGGAGGAUAGAGAGCGGUAGAGAGCGGUAGAGAGCAGGUGCGUUUAAAGGCGGCUGUUUUGGGGACUAUUGUGUCUGAUUGUGCUUUUCCUCCAUUUUGGCUUUGGUUCAAUCUGGGAACACUGCCCAGAGAGGAGGGGGUGGGGCUGUGAGAGAAGGGAAGAGGGAGGAGGUGGAGAGAGAGAAGAUCUGAAUUGCAUACUCCUCGCAUCCUCUAUCCUCGUCUCCUUCUCAAAACCCAUUGAAUGAGAAGGUCAGAGGUCCUUCCCAGACAGCAAGAGCAAGAGAGGGGAGGGGAAGGGGGGGGGGGGGGGGGUGGAGAGAGAUAGAGCUGUGUGUAUGAAGGGCAGAGUGCCCAGUUCAUCAGCAUGAAGGAAACAAUAUGGCUCCAGUUUCCUCUGCUCAGCUAAUCUUAUGCUGAAUUUGUGUGUGCAUGCGUGUUUGUGCAUUUGUGUAAUUAUCUGUGGUGCGUGUGCGUGUCUGGCCUGUUUGCCAGCCGGUGCUCCAGCACUGUUGUAUAGCGACACAUUUAAUGGUUGGACACAUUUCUGUGGGUUUCCUGCUAGCAGAAUGGAAGCUCCUCUCUCUCUCUCGCUAUUCAUCUUUCUCUUUCUCUCUCUCUCUCUAUCCAUCUCUCUCUCCUCUCUUUAGCACAGGAUUGAAUCUCUACUUCUGUCUCAGCUGCAUGGCAGGCCUGAAUAUGGCGGAAAUUAGCAGGAAGGAGCUUAAACAAAAAACUAAAUAUUUCAAUGAGCAGCAAUGUGGGCAUUUUUUUGUUGUAUUCAGGCCAAUUCUUUCUUGGUGACAUAGUCUUGUGAACACCCUGAUUUAUCUUUUGUUUCUUUCUCUGUUAAACAGCUUGAUAUAUGUCUUGUAAAAUCACCCCCCCCCCCCCUUUCCCUCUUCCCCAUCUUACAUUGUCAAAAUGUGAUCACACAACUAACUCUCUCCUCUCUCUCUCCUCUCUCUCCCCUCUCUGUCUGUCUGUCUGGCUGUGUCGCCCUCUCUUUCAUUCUGUCUCUCUCUGUCUAUGUCUCUCUCUCUGUCUCUCUUUAUCUGUCUCUCGCUCUCUCUCUGUCUGUCUUGCUCUCUCUGUCUCUCUGACUAUGUCUCUCUCUCUAUGUCUCUGUCUCUCUGUUUGUCUCUGUCUCUCUCUAUGUCUCUCUCUCUCUCUCUCUCUCUUUCAGGUGUUCCAGGUAAGAGGAGGUAUAAGCGUCAUGAGGUGGAACAGAUCCACGGUGAGGUCAGGAGGAUGUGUUCUCUCAACAAUGUGCUCAACAAUCAGAGGAGCUUUGAGCACGUACAGAAGAUCCUGCGUGUGAAGCGUCUCCAGCGCCAGGCCAAGACCGGCAACAACGUUGUCAAAAGGCGACCUGGUCGCCCCCGGAAACACCCCAUUGAUGAAUCUGAACCCAACAAUUACGGGAGCGACAUAGGGAGGGGCUUCGGGAUGCCGGUGCUGGAGAGGUGUGUGGACCUACCGGGAAGGCGGAGCUUAAGACCAAGUCCCGCCCCCCAGCCUCUGGAGUUUUCCAAUCACGACUCGAUCUCGGCGGCUAUUGAGUUGGUAGUGCACCGAGCACGCUCUCUGGUGUCCCCUCCGACCAGAGGAGGGAAACGCAGGGGUAGACCCAGGAAGGAGGAGGGAGGGGAUAUGGCCUUCCACUAG